AUGGUCGGAAAUGCCACGAUAGCGUACCCGGACCUGCGCAGGCAACUUGCCGAACUAGAACUUGUACACGCGUCAAUACUCGCCUACAAUCCGCGAGCAGCGCGACCGCCUGUGCUCGACUCUUCGGUAGACGCUUUGCCAACUCCGCCUCAGACACUUCCAGGGUUGCGUCCCUUUCUUGAGUCUGUCGUGCGCGACAAAGAAGCUCUUACAGGGUUCCUCGCCGAUCCUCACGUAGCUGAACUGCCGCCCUUGUCUACCAAUGCACCAUACUUGAUAUCUGUCUGGAAAGAGGUCCUUGCUGCAUCAAUAUUGGGUCCGAUCGUUGCCGUAGGCAAGACUUUCUACGAUGGUAACCCGGGUCGCGUGCGUCAACCAAAAGCGCAAAGCACAAAAUCCGCGAAGAACGCUGGCGUCAAAGUCGAUGUCGUGGCGGAGGACGGGAGAUCGUGGAUCAGGGUGAACACCACCAAGAACUCGCGGCUGCUGGCCGAAUUUCGCGAGAUCGAUUCGUAUGACACUGGCUCCGAGUCAGAGGACGAGCACGGGCGCCCCUCCCUGGCCCAACGAGAGUUUGAUAACUCCCUACUCUCUGCUGGCCGAGCGCUUAUUGCUGCAGCCAACGCAAAUCCCUUCCCUGGACGAGACGGGCCGCAGCUUCCGAAGGUCACCUUGAGACUUACGCGCCUCGAUCCAGCAGCCAGCAACGACGAGCGAUUGGCUCAGACGGUUCAGUUGCUGCACGACAUGGGACUUCAGGUGUUAUUAGGAGAUAGACCAGAGAACUUUGACUUCAGCUCUACCUCAGAACCAUCCGACGUCACAGAGCUCGUACCUACAAGUCGUGUCAACCUUGAUCUUUCCAUCCUGAUCGCCUUCAUAUCCGAUCUUACACAUGCCCCGCUGCCCGCCACGGAAGACGAGGCAGAGAAGCGCUUUGUCCCCUCCACGUCUUACAUCGAGUGGAAGCGAUCACGCACGCGUGCCAGACGGGGCGAGGAUGGAGAGGAAGAUGCGACUGCCGAAGCGGACGAUGAUCUGAUCAAGCAUUCACGCGCCCUGGCCGACCAGCAGAAGCAGGAGAUGACUCAAGGUUUGCUGCAUGAAGUGCACAGGAGACUUUCGAUGUCUUCGAAGAGCGCUGACUUGUCAGACGCCGAGUUUUGGACGACGAAGGAGGCGCGAGACCGUUGCUUGAGGAUCGUUGCAAAGAUUGGUGGACCCGAUGAGCGCAGGCGUGUGAAAGCACUCUUCCCGUCCCCGGAUGUUCCUCUAGAGCAGGCUCAACUAGAGUACUGGCGCGAUUCACGAUACCCCGUCAACUUUCUCCCCUUGCUUCCAAUCCGUAUCUACCCUACCGCCUCUCCCGAGGGUCCCUCCCGUCCAGCAUCCCAGUUUGCGGCGGCACUCGAAGCGACUUGUCGUGAUCUGCUUGCGCAAGGACCGACUGACAAUCCGAAGUCAGCACCACCUCCACCCACCUGGCAGAAAGCGAACAGUGGCGGUGCGACUCGCCACGACGCAGAUGAACUAUCAACAGCGCUCGUGAACACGAGCCUCGCCGCCAGUGAUGGACCGGAUGACGAGAUCGGCCGAGCGCUGGUAACGCGCGCCAAUCCCAAGCUCACGGAACAUACCGUCCACAGUACGCUCUGGGGCGCCGUGCGCGGCUCAACGACGUUGACUGCCAACCGCGCAAGCGUCAAAGCCUUCCUGCGCGAGAUGCGUGUAAGGGGCCUUGGCACGGGCGGCGCCGAGGUCGCCGUAGAUGCCAGUGGUGGCGGGGCUGGGGUUGAAGAUGCUGUCAUAUGGACUGUAGACCCGCGUAGUCUCGCCGAGGGCAUGCGAUCGGACUUCACUAGUGCUGCGUGA
Molecule: messenger RNA, 1872 nt
Organism: Peniophora sp. CBMAI 1063
Lineage: Eukaryota; Fungi; Basidiomycota; Agaricomycetes; Russulales; Peniophoraceae
Source: the annotation of a GenBank genome assembly